UUUUUGUCCCUUUACAGAUUAAUCACUCCGAUAUUAAUGAAAACCUGGAAAAAUAUCUUAUAUAAAUAAAGGUUUCCGCGUUGGCUGGAAUGUGACGUCAUCAACCGGCGACAGUUCUGGCUGUGGCUCGUGCGCGGCUGAUAACAGAUGGAGAGCAGAAACACACCAGUGUUUGUGAGGUCACUUCUGAGCGACAGAGACGCGUCACAUGAGCACGUGUGGCCGUCUGGUGAUGAUGUGAGUCCAGCUGCUGAUGAACAGAACACGUUGUGGUCAUUGCGACCUUGUGGGCUUUGUCUCAGUCACCCUGCACGUUACACUUGUCCCCGCUGUCACGUCCCCUACUGUGGACUGUCCUGUUAUCGUGGUUCAGCUCACACGACAUGUUCAGAGCUGUUUUAUAAAGACUGUGUGUGUGAGGAGCUGAGACAGCGCGGCAGGGUGCAGCACGAGGACACGAUCCACAUGAGGGACAUCCUAAUGAAGUCACAGCAGGCAGAGGGGGGACUGGGCCCAGUCAUAAAGGACCUGAUGGAGAACAGUGGAGGACGAGUGACCGAGAGGGACACAGAGACUAUGACUCUGCUGUCCAGACUAGCCGAGAUUCAGACGGACAGAGAGGAAGGACACGAGGACGAGGUACAGGACAUCCUGCAGAGACUCAGACAGACAGAUAGUGAGGAGGAGGAAGAUGAGGAAGGGGAAGAUGUAGUAACGAGGCUGUCAGGACUAAACAUCGAGUCUCUUGAUGAAGAUGAGCUGUGGAAGCUCCUGCCGGAGAAGGACAAGCAGAGGUUUGAGCAGCUGCUGAAGGACGGAGCGAUCGGUGCUCUCGUCCCAAUAUGGCGGCCGUGGUGGGAGGAGCAUGAGCGAGACCGUGCAGUUCUGAUCGAGGACCUCCAGCAGGAGGGACAUGCUGAAGAAACACGCAGCUCAGAGGAAGGAGAGGACAGAGACGUUCGAGAGGUGGACACGGCCUCAGCACCUCCACUGAAACAGGAAGUCAAGAAACACAAGGUAAAAAUGGAGGAAAGCAGAAACGCUCCUCUUUCUAUCAGCUGUGAAAUCCCGCCCAUGUCCUCUCUUUGCUCUGCGUCUCCGUCCCCACUGGUGAGGUUCAGCUUGGUCAACGUGCUGUACGGUUACGCCUUCGCUCUGCCCCUCUUUAACGGAGACGUGUCAGAGACGCAGCAGCUGCUGGAGUUCACUCAGCUUCUUCUGUCCGUGUCCGAGUGUUUGGGACGCAACCUGACAUUUGGCUCCUUCUCUGAGGCCCUGAGUGCGGCGAUGGCGUCUGCAUCCUCGGAAAACCGUGACGCAGACUCGACACUGAGCGCAGUAGAAGGUGUGGCUCACAUCCUGAGCGGCGUGAGUAAGGACAAGGGGGCGGGAUACACACUGUCAGCUCUCGCCCAUCUGCGCUCUGUGCUCAGCAGGGCGCGUGUCGCAGCUCCCCGUGACCACGCCCACUUCAGGAGGAUGUGUUUCUUAGCAGAGAAGAAAUGUGAGUUCCUGCAGGCGUGGGCCAACGAGAGCACACACACACUGAGGGGUUUAGCCAGAUGGGCGUGGGCAGAGUAUCAGAAACUGACAGCUGAGAGACAGGAGAUGGAGAGAGACAGGAAGCAGGUGGAGGAGAGCUGGAAGAAAGGAAGAGCACGAGGAAAAGUGACGAUUGAAGAGAUUUAAAAGUUACAGCAGCUGUCAAAUAAAAUGACAAUUAUAUCAAUUUAACAAUUAAAAACUUAAUCUGUAA
Tachysurus fulvidraco (yellow catfish) is the source of this 1756-nucleotide messenger RNA. It is a transcript of the gene znhit2, whose product is annotated as zinc finger, HIT-type containing 2. Bases 148 to 1689 code for a protein of 513 amino acids. The transcript is spliced from 2 exons. The record is from RefSeq and is a predicted model, not a curated record. NCBI's taxonomy places the organism in Eukaryota, Metazoa, Chordata, Actinopteri, Siluriformes, Bagridae.